Puntigrus tetrazona (Sumatra barb) is the source of this 919-nucleotide messenger RNA. Its product is annotated as leucine-rich repeat neuronal protein 4-like. Gene Ontology annotation, molecular function: protein binding. NCBI's taxonomy places the organism in Eukaryota, Metazoa, Chordata, Actinopteri, Cypriniformes, Cyprinidae. The record is from RefSeq and is a predicted model, not a curated record.
AUUCACGACCCCUGCGUGGUUCAAACGACCCCUUGCGACCAGAUUUCGGCCCAGGCGGCCUGCCUCUGUCCCGGGCUGACGGGGCCGGAGGAGAGGCCCGAGCCUCCGGAGCUCCGGGAGGUGAAGCAGGACGGAUCCGGGGAGGUGUUAGUCCGGUGGUGCGCUCCUCGCUCCACCGUCACGCAUUACGAGAUCACGCUGAAAGGCGAACACAAGCAGCUGGUUUUCGGAGAACAUUUAAGAAAGGGCGCCGUUCCCGGACUGAGAGUCGGGGAGACCGUGUGCGUGGCGGCCGGGAAUCAAGCGGGACUCAGUGAGAAGUCGUGCGCUCGGUAUGAGCCGCCGCAGCCCGACCGGGCCGCUCUGAGCGCAGGGAUCAUCGGCGGGAGCGUCGGACUCCUGCUGCUGCUCUCGGCGGGAGCCGUUGUGCUCUGGAGGCGAAAGACGUGUCGGAAAGGCAGGAUGGGAGAUGCGGAGGGCCUCGGAAAUCCUUCAUACACCAAUGACGGAGCGCUGUGAUGAGGAAACAAAUACAUGGAGUACGAAACAAGCUGCAAAGACACUGAGUUUUAGUGCACUAUUAAUCAAAAAACUGGAAUAAAUAUGUGUAUGUAUGUAUGUAAUUAUGUAUAUAUGACCACAAAAGCUUAUAGCGCUCUUAUAUUUGUAGCAAAUAGCCAAAAAUACAUUGUAUGAGGCAAAAUUAUACAUUUUUCUUUCAUGCCAUGAUUAGAAUAUUAAGUAAAGAUCAUGUUUCAUGAAGAUAUUUUGUAAAUUUACUACUAAUUUUAAAUAUAUUACAUUUUUUUAUUAGUAAUAUGCAAUUCUAAGAACUUCAAAUGCAAUUUUGUCAGGUUUUUUUUUUUGCACCCUCAGAUUACAUAUUUUCAAAUAGCCAAAUAUUGUAUAUCCUAUUCUA